AUGUUUUCAAAUAAUAAUCAUCACAACCACAACAAUCCACAGCAAGUUCCUUUUACGAGUUAUAACCACCUUCCAAAUGAUCUUCCAAAUUACAAUCACCUACCUUCCAAUCCUCCUUUCAAUCCAUACACUCCUUCCAUGCAACAUCAUCAUUCAGUUCCUUCUUCCUUGAUUCUGAAUUCCUCUUCCAAUCAUCCUUUCAACCAACCAAAUAUGACAACGACGAGAAUUCCACCAACAAAUUUUUUUUCUCAACCUUCUUCUGUUCCGCCACAUCAAAUAUUACCAAACACGGCUAUUGUUCCAACCAUGAUGAUCAAUUCUCCACCACCACAAACGCCACCAACUCAUAUUCACACAGGUCAUUAUGAUCCAGCCAUAUUUGGCAAUGUUCAUCCUCACCAUCACAUGCCACAACCAAGUCAUGGCUUCAGUGGACCUGUGAUAAUGCCACCUGCACAAAACCUGAGUUCUUCAACUUACAAAAACUCACAGAAUGCAAGUCCUCAGAAAUACCUUUCCACCAAUUCGAAACAGUCAUCAUCUAAUUUGUCACAAUCAGGAAACAGUACAAUGGAAAAGAAGGACAAAAUUCCUGAACCAACCAACUUUUGCCGGGAUUGGAAAAAGUGUUCUCUCACCCGAUUAGACGAACAACACAAAUGUGAAUUUCGACAUUUGUGUACCAUCAAAAAUUGUGACAAGUGGAAAGAAAACAAAACUCACAAAGCCAGAUUCAUUCACAUUUGUGCUCAUGGAAAGAAAUGUCAUUACCAAGACAAUGAAGAUCAUACCCACAACUUUAUUCAUCCAUGUACCUAUGGAAGCAAAUGUAACUAUUUAAGUGAUCCACUUCAUCGAAUUCGUUUCUCUCACGAUGAUUUGGAUGUUGAUGACAACUUUGAUUGGUCUGACACUUGGACGACAUCACCACCCAAUUCCAUUACAAAAAUUUCAAAGAAAUAUACUCGAUUGUUUUCAUUACCCAAGACUUCUGAUGAGUGCAAGAAGAUUGAGGCGAAAUUUUUGAAAUCUGUUCAACAUUCACACUCUUCGGCUCAGGUGAUCAAAAUAGAACGAAUUGAAAAUGCACAAAAAUGGGAAGAAUAUACCACACUCCGUUAUCACAUCCAGUGCAAAAACAAAGGAAAUGCCAAUGAAAAGAUUUUAUAUCAUGGUUGUGAUGCAGAUACUGCACAGAAAAUAAUUGGUUCGGAAUAUGGCUUUGAUUAUCGUUUGACCACGACUGGUUUUUAUGGCCAAGGUGCCUAUUUUGCAGUGAAUGCAAGUUAUAGCCAUGGUUAUACGAAAGCAAGCUCUAAUGUUCAUGUGUCGUGUCACGAUUGGUGA
Molecule: messenger RNA, 1350 nt
Organism: Naegleria fowleri
Lineage: Eukaryota; Heterolobosea; Eutetramitea; Acrasida; Naegleriidae
Exons: 1
Coding region: 1-1350 (449 amino acids)
Molecular function (GO): NAD+ poly-ADP-ribosyltransferase activity
Source: RefSeq, a predicted model, not a curated record